Caenorhabditis elegans is the source of this 1524-nucleotide messenger RNA. RefSeq names its product Zinc metalloproteinase nas-24 (gene nas-24). The record is from RefSeq and is marked reviewed. Lineage: Eukaryota; Metazoa; Nematoda; Chromadorea; Rhabditida; Rhabditidae. The coding region runs from base 284 to 1474 and encodes 396 amino acids. Gene Ontology annotation, molecular function: metallopeptidase activity; zinc ion binding; metalloendopeptidase activity. Gene Ontology annotation, biological process: molting cycle, collagen and cuticulin-based cuticle; proteolysis. Gene Ontology annotation, cellular component: extracellular region. The transcript is spliced from 3 exons.
GAACAUUAUAAUUUUUCAAAAUAUCAUAAAUAGUUUUCAAACUUCUGUUUUAACCAUGAAAAUGUCCUUUUAUUUAUUUUUAUAAUGUUUCGUUUUUGAAUAACCAUCAUGUUCUCCAGUCCAAUUUUCGCUCUGGCGAUAUGACAAAUAUUUAAGAUACUGUAGUUUUAUUUGAAAAAUUCCCCACCGAUUUGCAUUUUUCCAUCAUUUUUUGCAUAAGAAUAAGGCUGAAAGCAGUAUAAAUAAAUACGCUGCUAGUGGAAGAAUCAUUUAACAUCUCGAGAUGACUCGGGUGGUUCAUAUUAUUGGAGCUGCUUUUCUCCUUUCUUCCUACGCAUACUGUGGACUUUCUCGUUUCAAUGAGCACGACAUCGAAGGAGGCGACUCUUAUAAACGAGUCAAAAGAGAAUUUGAACGUCUUGGAUCAAAAUGGUUAGGUGGAACAAUCAAUUAUUAUUAUGCAGACAACAACAAUUCAGUGAAGGAGAAGGUUAAAAGUGCAAUUGCUUACAUUGCAAAUCACACUUGCAUCAAGUUCAACGAAGAUCCAACACAUUGGCAACGUUUGAAGAUUUUUACUUCAGAACUCUCUCAUUGUCGGUCAACAAUCGGAGCUCCAGGCACUAGGAGUGGUUCAGCUGGAGAGCUCAGUAUGGAGACUGGAUGGUGUGCUAAUAUUGGAAGUAUUGUUCAUGAAUUCUCACAUUCACUCGGAAGAUAUCAUGAACAUACUCGACCAGAUCGUGAUAAUUCUUUGAAAGUAACAUCCACUGAUUACGAAGCACGACCAAGGCCAUGGGGAAUGACAACAAUGUAUGGACCAUUUGAACAUGGAAGUAUCAUGAUGUAUCAUUCAAGCAACUAUGGUGUUGGAAAAAUGGAACCAUACGAUAUGGAAUACAAAAAUACAAUGGGGAGUAGAAGAGUGACCUUUUAUGAUAUGUAUAAAAUCAACCAAUACUACGGAUGUGGGUGCUCCACUCAGUUGGAAUGCAAAAAUGGAGGAUAUACUUCACCAUCUGAUUGUUCUAGAUGUAAUUGCCCGAAAGGAUUCUUUGGAAAACUUUGUAACGAAAGACGUCAACAAGAUUCAUAUGAACUAAAGGCUACCUACGGUCGAUGGCAGACACAGACUAUCUCAUUUAACUACAAGCCAGAACCAGUCUCUGAUGGUUUUUAUUCAACUUUUGUGUACAUUACUGGUGAAGCUAACUCAACAAUUGAGAUUACAAUGGAAGGCCUUGAAAAUGUGAUAUGUACGGCUGGAUGUACUUGGAACGGUGUUGAAAUUAAGUCAAGAGAAGAUUCUAGAAUUACCAGCCCAGUGAUGUGCUGCAAGGAUGAACCACUGUAUAAGAAAGUAUUCAAAUCACUUCACAACCCAACCAUCAUUGAAUUGUACUCAAAAGAAACGGCCCCGUCUACUGCUACAUUCAAGUAUCGCUUCAUGAAUGACAAAAUUGUGUUCGGAUAAAAUUUCAAAUUUCAAAAAGUUUCCAAUUAAUGAACUCGUCAGAUUUUAAU